AUGCGCUUCACCAUGCUCGUCUCGAUGCUCUCCACCCUGCUCGCCUCGGUGGUCCUCUCUUCGCCUCUGGUCCCUCAAGCGACUGGCGUCGUCACGGACGGCAAGAUUGUCGCCGCUCAAUACCACAUGAUGCUCGGCGAGAAUCGUGAGGGCCAUAGGACCCAAUUUACCUUUCAGCUCGCCUACAACGCAGCCCAAUCGUACUACGGCGCUUUGCUUGUUUGCAAUAACGACAGCGUACUGUACACUUGCGGUGCAGGGUACGUCGCACAUGGAGGCGUGGGCGAUGCUCGAUGGUCCGAUUGGGUCUUCACCUCAUUUUUUCCCUAUAACGUGACUGUUCGUCUUUUCCACAAGGCUGACGGUACCAUCACCGGCUGGACGGUCGAGAGCGGUACGAUGUUUGGCCACCUCAUCGAAUUCAGAUCGCUCGAGAACCUGCAAACUCAUGCAACCAUCCAGUACAUCGAGUAG
Molecule: messenger RNA, 474 nt
Organism: Mixia osmundae IAM 14324
Lineage: Eukaryota; Fungi; Basidiomycota; Mixiomycetes; Mixiales; Mixiaceae
Exons: 4
Coding region: 1-474 (157 amino acids)
Source: RefSeq, a predicted model, not a curated record